UCUAUCUUCGUUUGGCCAUUUACCGUUGCUUUUUCCUGGUUCUCUCUUUCUUUCCAUUCCUGCGAGAACACAAUCUGUAUCUCUUCCUCUGCCUUUGACACAUUCCUCCUUUUGCCUUCGUUCUCGAAAGCUAGAAGGUUCAUUCCCACUUUUGAAGCUGAAAAAUGUCUGUCGACCUGAACGAAUCGGAAGAAAAAAUGGACCUUAAGGUGGAUCCGGAGAGGCGCCAGCAUGUGCCGUACAUAUUAAACGGAGAGCUAUACCGCAUCGAAAACCAGGUGGGCGAUAAUGUUACGGUCAAGUGCUGCUACUGUCCGCCGGAUCGGAUUUAUCGCGGCAGCGUGCGCUCCACGGGAAAUUUUCACAUGCACAUAAAGCGGCGUCACAGUUCGUUGUUGGGAAAACUGCACGAAAUGAAGGUUGCGGCACUCGAGGAACGCCGUGAUCGCAUCAUGAAGAAUCGGCGUUUUGGUAAGCCCCGCAAGAAGACCCCCGUCCCAGCCUCCAGUACGGUUGCGAUUUUGCCGGAGAUUCAAAAUCCUACGGGAAUUAAAAGCCACGAGCUGAAAAUCAAAACGGUGUUCCAGCGCCACAAGCAAGAGCAGGAAGGAGCCACUCGCAAGUCCGGAGAUUCAACUUCAGAUAACAGCAUCCAAGCCAAUCCGCCAAAUAUAGCCAACAGCCACGGUGUUUUUGUUCAGGAUGUCUCGAAUAUCUCUGUGGAGACCCUGCCCAGCAAUUCGGCAUCCACAGCUGCUAGUGUCUCUCUAUUGGGUCGUCCCGUCAAGCCGGAGCAAGCCAGUGGCUCUUUAUUCCUGAUUGAUCAACCAGCAGCCAUCGAUUUGAGCCGGACUCCAUCGCUGCCGGGCGAAAGUAAAUCCAGUUGCUCGCUGUCCUCCUCGCUGGAGGAUGGCUCCAUGGACUACUCGCGCUCCCAAGCCGUCUCACAAUCGGUGUCGUUUACCCACUUCUUGGAGCACCCUCAGCGGGAUGUAUUGCAGCGCCUGGAGCGCACGAUGGCCCAAAUUAAUCAGGAAUUGCACUGCCGCAAUCAGAUUGAACAUAACCGUUUGCUGUUGGAGGCGGCCAAGUUCAAGUUUCUGAAUCCGAAUUUUCAAUUUGAACCCAUUCAAUAAGGGUGUAAUUUAAAACAAAACACUUUGUAUUCCACUUAUACCAAAAUAGAGUGCCUGAAGGAUUUAUUUAAUUGUAAAUUUUGAAAAUCUAAAUCCGAAACACCAAUUUGAUCCCACUCAGUAUUUGUAAACAUCAAAAAUCUCCCUCAAAUUUUCUAUUUUGAGACGACUUUAAACAAGGGACCUUAACGAAGAUCACAUUUAUUUUAUUUUCCACUUUUAUAACAAUAAAGUGUAUUGAACCGUA
This is a messenger RNA of Drosophila elegans, 1383 nucleotides long. RefSeq names its product protein stand still (gene stil). The record is from RefSeq and is a predicted model, not a curated record. Bases 165 to 1136 code for a protein of 323 amino acids. NCBI's taxonomy places the organism in Eukaryota, Metazoa, Arthropoda, Insecta, Diptera, Drosophilidae. The transcript is spliced from 4 exons.